AUGCUCACGGGAGAAAACAGAGAAAGAGUGAAAGGCGUAUUCAACGCGCUUUCAUCGGUUGUGGACGAAACCCUGCAUAUGGGCGCCCUGCAGGUCCUUACCACAGAGACGCACUGCAUAACUGCCCGAGAGAUUCUUUCCGAGGAGGCCUUCCCCGGGGAGAGGCACGCACUUUCUGGGGCAGGGAAAGAAGAUGCUAAAUAA
Nematocida major is the source of this 204-nucleotide messenger RNA. RefSeq lists its product as uncharacterized. The transcript has a single exon. The record is from RefSeq and is a predicted model, not a curated record. The coding region runs from base 1 to 204 and encodes 67 amino acids. Lineage: Eukaryota; Fungi; Microsporidia.